Messenger RNA from Closterium sp. Naga37s-1, 3996 nucleotides. Lineage: Eukaryota; Viridiplantae; Streptophyta; Zygnematophyceae; Desmidiales; Closteriaceae. The record is from the annotation of a GenBank genome assembly.
AUGGAGACAGCGACACAUAUUCACGACCUUCCCAACGAAGUCCUCGCUAGGAUACUAUGGCAUAGUGAGGAGUCAACACCUUGGAAGUCGGACAGUGACGCAUUAUGGUCUCGGCAUUCAUUGUACCAGAAGCCACUGUACCUUCGCUCGAUCGUUCUAGACGAAGAUCCAAUUCCUGAGGAAGAGUCGUAUCCAGUAUUGUCCCCCUCCGCGGGUCCAACCGCUGCCGAGAUCUUCCUCGUGUCGUCGGUGUGCCGUCGUUGGCGCGAUGUAGCUCACCAUGACGUCUCCACCCUGCUCGUCGAACGAAAACAUGCCAUUUCCCUCCAACAACUCUCGAAUGCCGUCGCACGCUUCCCGAAUCUCACCCAUCUCCAUCUGUGCGACGACAGCGUGGAAACCCUAGACGACUCCUUCCUCGCUCACCUCGCAUCAUCCUGUACUAAGCUCACGAUUCUCCACGUGGGACGCGGGAUCACUCAACAUCGGGACUAUGUCGGUCCGAAGCACCAGCACCCGAUCACCGAGGCUGGUCUGGAUCGCUUCUUCCAGCGAUGCACGCAGCUGGAGCAGCUUUCACUGCUCUGCCUCCAUCGGGACACUGAGCUACCCGCUUCCUUCUUCCGCCUCACGCGUCUUCACACCCUGGCUUUAACAGCCGCCUCCGCCUUAGAAGCUCCGGACCUGGAGACCCUCGGCUCGCUCACCACUCUCCAUAUCGCCUCCGCGGAGUUGAGCGAGGAGCAACUGGCCAACGUGCGUCGUCUUUCCAGCAUCACCAGCCUUUCACUCUCUCCCGCGACCUCGUUUUUUCCUGCCAGUGGUGACUCGGGCUCGGCUGCCCUCGCCAUCGCACAGCUACCGCUGAUCAAAUCGCUGGACAUCGGCAGAAUGGUGCUGUCGGAUUGGCCAUGCACGAGCCUGGAACGGCUGCGGAUAUCAGACUGCGGGGAAUUGGAGCGGCUUCCGGACGCCAUUGCGGAGUUGCUGCCGCGUCUGCGUGAGCUGACCGUUUCCAGGUGCGAGGCCUUGGAGGAGCUGCCGGAAGGUUUCUGUUCCCUGAAGCACCUCGAGACCUUGUCAGUCAUCAAGUGCGACCAAUUUCGCCGCCUGCCUGAAAACAUUGGGAGGUUGUCUGCCCUGAAGACUCUGGUUCUUGGAGAGCUGCCCGUCUCGAGCCUCCCUGACUCCAUGUGCGAGCUCGGCUCUCUAGAGACCUUCUUCCUGCUAUCCUGCAAAUCAAUCCGCGAGCUGCCAGCAGAUUUCUGCUGCCUCACGGCUCUCACGACUCUCUGCCUGGGGUACGUGGCGCUUCCAGCGGACAUGGGACGCCUGAGUAACCUCCACACGCUGCUUGUGAGAGACAUCCUCGGACAUAAGCAUCUCCCAUGCUCGUUAUCCGAGGUCGCAUCGCUCACGAGGCUUGAGCUGCACCUGUGCGGAGUGGAGGAGCUGCCAGAGGGCGUGGGUGAUCUCAGCAGCCUGCGCGAGCUGCACGUCUCAUGGUGCCCUCAGCUCACGGCUCUUCCAGCGUCCGUGACGGACCUGACUGCCCUGGAAGCUCUCUCUCUCGCUGACUGCGAAAAUCUGGCCUCGGUGCCCACAAGGCUGGACGGCCUGACACGGUUCAAGCGGCUGGAGGUGGCCCGAUGUGACAGGCUGACACAGCCUCCUCUAGUCCUGCCGGCUUCGGUUGAAUGGCUUAGUUGGGGAAAUUACAGUCAAGCGAUGGCUCUGCCAGAGGUCUCCCGGCUGACGGGGCUUGGAACGCUCCGCCUGGACGUAGUUGCGGUGGCGUGUGGGGUCGCUGUGAGCAGGAGCCUGUCGCAUGUGGAGCAUUUACGGCUGUCAUUGGGAGGCGAUGCGGAGGAGCUUCCAUUCGCCUUGACGUUCCUCUCCCGCCUGCGCACGCUGAUCAUUGACUGCGCGUGGAGUCUCCAAAGGCUGCCGGCCGACAUCGGGUCCGCAGUGCCGCAGCUGCGGAAGCUGCUGCUGAUAAGUGCGUACAAGUUGAGGGAGCUGCCAGCGAGUGUGAGUGCGCUGCAGAACCUGACGUCCUUGGGGGUUUUUGACACGCCCAACCUGGCUUCUCUUCCGCCUGCCAUUGGUGCCUUAUCUGGGCUGCGGGAGCUGCUGAUUGGAUCCUGCAAACAGCUUGAGCAGCUGCCCGCCUCGCUCACACAGCUUGCCCGCCUGAACCAGCUUACCAUUUUAAACUGCCCCAUUCGCUCCCUGUGUCCCACUGCUGCACAGUUCACGCGGCUCAGAUCCCUCAAUCUGUCAGGCUGUGCGCAGCUGGAGGCAUUGCCGGGGGAUUUGGAUAACGCUCGCGAUGAGGAGGAGCUGGGCGAUGGCGGUACCGAAUGGAUGCGCCGUCCUGGCAAGGAAAGUGGCGGCAUGGAAGAUGCGUACGACGAUUGGUGUCCUUCUCCGCGCCCGAUGAAUGACGCUGCUGAGUCCGACGGUGUUGAGGAGUGGAUCGCCUCGCCGCGAAACGAGGUUGCUGCAGAGCCGGCUGAAACGGUUGCAACGCAGGUCGUCGAUGCGGCCACUCCUGAGUCAUCCGACGAGGAGAAGAAGGAGAAGGCGUACCUGAAGGCGCAGAAGAGCUACAAGUCUGAUUGGCUGCCGAAGUUUGACUGGCUGAUUCUGGACAAGACGCCAGAGGGUGACCCGUGCCUGCGCUGCAGUGUCUGCAUGGAGCACGGGAAGGACAACGCGCGUUACGGUCGCAAUGGCGCUGGCGGUCGUGAUCUGCAGAUCGGGUCGAUGCGGUGGGACGAGAACAGCGCGAAGCACGAGGACGCCAUGAACAAGCAGGCAAACCUUCUGCAGAAGAUCGUGGACCAGAAGAAGAUUGAAGACUUCGCGAAUGGAGAUCCGGAAGGCUGUCGCGUCGCGGUACUCAUGCGCGCCAUGCGUUUUGUGUGCCGUACCGACACACCCAUCCACAUGUACCCACAGGUCGUGCAGCUUCUCGCAGAGGAGGGGGUCGCCAACAUUCCGCAACAAAGCUAUGGAGUGUACAUCACGCACGAAGCACUUGCUGUGAAGGAGACGGCCGAAGCCGAGCAGUUCCAAGAUUUCCGGAUGGUAGACAAGGCCAUCCGUGCAGUGGGCGAGAUCGUGGGGAGAUCCACGCCGUGGUACGAGCGGUUCAAAGAGCUCCAGAUCGUGAUCCACAGCACCAACCUCGAGCACCACGGACUGUUCGACGUGCGCUGGCUCUCCCGUGCCGAUGCGGUCAACCGGCUUGUCAAGAUUUUGGGGUCGGCAAUCGUGCUCUUUCUGGAGUACAAGCACAAGAUCGCCUCGGUUGUGAAGACCCUGAAAUUCCACUUCUGUCUGUAUUUCCUGGCAGACAUUUUGGGGGAGUUGAACUCCCUGAACCGUUUCUUCCAACGACGCAAGGUGGAGGUGACGCAAGUCACAGAGGAGGUCGACCGUGUGGUGUCCCUCAUCGAGCACCGCUACAUCGACUACGAUGGUGGUUUCGGGGCGGGUCUGAGCCCCAUCCUGUCUCCAUUCAUGGCACGUGUCAAGAAAGGGGACAAGAAGGUGAAGGUGGACGGCGUGGACGCUAGCGGCAUACCCGUCAAGCACACCUUCGAGCUCAGCGAGCUGCCGGACAAGAAGCACAAGUUCGGCGGGACGCUUGCAGAUUGCGUGAAGUUGGGCAAGGCCUUCGCCCGCGAGGUCGUGUACAACCUGAAGCACCGCAUGCGAGAUCUUCGUCGAAUGGGCGGCUUGAAGCUUUUCAGGGUGGACAAGUGGCCAGCGAAUCCGGACACGCGUGUGAGACGUUGUGCCACGUGGCUCCGCGAGAACUCUAAACUCUUCAACCACCAGCUGCCAGAUGUCGUGGACAUCUGGCGCAAGCAGAAGAAGAGGCGGCCUACAAAAUCCCCUGCACCCUUCCAACCAGCCAAUGACAAGGGCGGGCCAGAGGCCAGUUCGGACGACGAACGGGAGGAUGACGUGGCUUACGAUGAGUGA